Mobula hypostoma (lesser devil ray) is the source of this 713-nucleotide messenger RNA. RefSeq names its product fatty acid binding protein 2, intestinal (gene fabp2). Lineage: Eukaryota; Metazoa; Chordata; Chondrichthyes; Myliobatiformes; Myliobatidae. Gene Ontology annotation, biological process: fatty acid transport. Gene Ontology annotation, molecular function: long-chain fatty acid binding. The record is from RefSeq and is a predicted model, not a curated record. Bases 91 to 489 code for a protein of 132 amino acids. The transcript has 4 exons. Gene Ontology annotation, cellular component: nucleus; cytosol.
UAAUAUCAUGGUUUUGAUUGUUGUGAGUCUUAAAAACAGAGCUUUAGAAGAGUUGCACACUUGUUGGAGGAACUCACCCAAGGUACAAAGAUGACAUUCAAUGGUAGCUGGAGGGUUGAAAGAAAUGAGAACUAUGAACAGUUUUUGGAACAACUGGGGGUAAAUGUUAUGAAAAGAAAGCUUGCAAUUCAUGAUAACCUGAAGAUUACAAUUCACCAAGAUGGAAAUAAGUUUACUGUUAAAGAGUCCAGUAACUUCCGAACAAAAGAAAUCGAGUUCACACUAGGAGUAUCCUUUGAGUAUUCAUUGGCGGAUGGAACAGAACUUCAAGGUUCAUGGAAUCUUGAGGGAGACAAACUUGUUGGAAAGUUCACGAGGAAGGACAAUGGCAAGGAACUCUUAACACACAGGGAAAUUGUUGGCAAUGAACUUGUUCAGACUUACUCAUAUGACGGAGUUGAUGCGAAGAGAUUCUUCAAAAAAGAGUAGAGCCUGUGGCACAGACUCACGACAACGCCAUGCAUCUCUGAAAAUUCCGGUCGCAGUUUUCCAGCCCUGUCUGCUCUGCAUCUAUUCUACACUGAUUGAAUGGAUUUUGUAAUAAUAAAAUGAUGAAUUUUCAUUCUAGUAAUUUCACAAAGUAUCUCAUGCAAAUGAACACUGUUAAUAUCAAUAAGUGAGCUCAUUAAAUCUGAAUUUUGUAAUGUGUCUCC